Messenger RNA from Cyprinodon variegatus (sheepshead minnow), 2808 nucleotides. RefSeq names its product palmitoyltransferase ZDHHC5-like (gene zdhhc8a). The transcript is spliced from 10 exons. The record is from RefSeq and is a predicted model, not a curated record. NCBI's taxonomy places the organism in Eukaryota, Metazoa, Chordata, Actinopteri, Cyprinodontiformes, Cyprinodontidae. Gene Ontology annotation, molecular function: palmitoyltransferase activity. Bases 98 to 2455 code for a protein of 785 amino acids. Gene Ontology annotation, biological process: protein palmitoylation.
UUUUCCGUACCGUCUUCUCGCUACGGAGGGCUGAACAGACCGACGUCUGCGCUCCGUUGGGCCGGUGUGAGACUCUGAUGAGCGCCGCGAGGACAGGAUGCCCGCGAGCGGCGGCGAGUCGCUGAAGCCCAGCGCCUUCAUCCCGGUGUGCACCGCUGUCUGCCUCCUGGUCGGCUCCACCUCCAUGUUCUUCGUCUUUACAUGCCCGUGGCUGGCUGUGACCAUCUGCCCUGCCAUCCCACCAUGCUGCGCUGUCCUUUUUCUUUUCGUGCUUGCCAACUUCACCAUGGCCACCUUCAUGGAUGCCGGGAUUCUCCCUGUAGCUGGCGAGGAUGAAGACAAGGAGGAUGAAUUUCGUGCUCCGUUGUACAAGAACGUGGAUGUGAAGGGCAUCCAGGUGAGGAUGAAGUGGUGUGCAUCGUGCCACUUCUACAGACCUCCGCGCUGCUCCCACUGCAGCGUCUGCGAUCGCUGUGUGGAGGAUUUUGACCAUCACUGUCCAUGGGUGAACAACUGCAUUGGGAGACGAAACUACCGCUACUUCUUCCUGUUUCUCUUGUCUCUCACUGUUCACAUGAUCGUUGUGUUCACCUUUGGCCUCAUUUAUGUCCUGCACCACAUGGAAGAUUUAUGGAAGCUCCAUUGCCUCGUCACUUUGGUAGUGAUCAGUAUAUCUGGCCUGUUUCUGAUACCAGUGCUGGGUCUCACUGGUUUCCACCUGUACCUGGUGUCCAGAGGUCGGACCACAAAUGAACAAGUAACUGGCAAGUUUCAAGGAGGAUUAAACCCUUUUACACGGGGCUGUUGUAGCAACAUGGAGCAUCUUAUCUGCAGUCCCAUUUCACCAAAUUACACAUCGAGGUCCUACAAGAAAGCAGUCAUUCAUGUGCGACCUCCUUUCCUGAGGCCAGAGAUUGACGGGCAGAUGCCGAUGAAAAUAAGGGACAACGGGAUCCAAAGUCUAGCAAUACAGGAUAAGCAAUCCUCGGCUGGAUCCGUCGAGCUGUCAGACAUCAAACAGCUAAAACAUCCGCCACCGCUGCCUCCAAAACCAGAUCGCGGUCUGCUGAAAAGCCAAGUUGCUGCCAUGGAUGAUGUGGGACAUCACACCAAAUCCAUCAUUCCUGUUUCUAUUCCAACUGUGCCACAGCUUCGCCCCGUUCUGGAGGCCAUCUCCAGGGGAUCCUCACCCAUUCCUCCAGAGCAGCUGCUAAAGGCAUCAGAGCAGCAAGGCAACAACAAAGGCCCUGACCUCUGCUCUAACCCCAGAGAAAGCCCUGCGAGAGGCAACCACCAGGCCAGUGUGCCUGUCCAAGCUCCCCUCCUGCCCUCUACAGUCUCCAGCUCUUUACAACUUAACUCUCUGACACUUAGCUCUCGUUCCCUCAACCUAAAACACAGCAGCCGAUAUGCAUCUAAUUGUGCUGCUGGGAGCAUCACUACUUCCAGUAUGUUGGCAAACCAGUCCAGCAGCAGUGGGAAUGGCAAACCCUCCUUUGAUAACCUGAUCAGUCCUGCAGACCCUCAGUUCGUGGCCCAAAGAGGGGCUCCUGCAGUCAGCUACCACUCUCACUUAAUGGCCCAUGGCGCAGAGGGAGCUAUGCAGCGUCCGUCCCCUCACUCUUACAGUCCUGUGUUUAUGGGGGUUACUAGACAAUCUCCCCAACCAAGAGAUUCCACUUCAAGGGAUCCCUCACCUUCUUUACCAGGUUUCCUUCAGAGAGAUUCUUCUCCAGCCUAUCAUGGACUUUUAACAAGAGACCUUCAAUCCCAGAGCAUAGCGACACGAGAUGUGCCCCCUCCAGGUCUGCUGAUGCGAGAUAUGACUUCUCUAGGUUUUCAAGACAACCUUAGAGAUCUUUAUCCACAGGACAUGACACUUCCAAUGUCCGCUGCUGCACGCUAUGACAAUUUUUCAAAAACAAUCAUGGCUUCCAUCCAGGAGAGACGGGAGCAGGAGGAGAGGGCGGGAAAGUUCCACGUCAAUGCCAGAUCCCAGGCGCUCUACGGCCCAGAUGUUGGAAUCUAUGACAUCCCCAGCAGGAGGAGUCUACCACCGGAUAACAUUCGUCCUGCCGGUUCUCGCGGACCAACGCCACCAGCCUACGGCUCCAGAGAGUUCCUGAUGAGCACGGGAAUACUGGGAUAUGGUAUGAGGACCUCGCCUCUCUCCAGUUCUUCCACAUCAUCCUUGACCCGUGGUCCAAAAACCUCCAGCUCCCCUCUGCAGAGCAGCAGCAGCAGCCUGCAGAGCAAGGGCCGCUCUUCGUCUCCUGCUUACGGUCCUCCUGAGAGACACAACCAGGGACCACCAACCUCCACAUCCACUCUGCCCCGUUUGACCUCCACCACCUAUCCCACACCCCCCUACACUUCCUACGCAACUGCAAAGCGCUCGUCACUCCCGUUUUCUUCCGAAGGGAAGGAGUCCUUCCCCCUGGGAGUCCUGAAAUAAGAACAUAUUCCAGGCUUUCAACCCUGCGAAAAAAUCAUCUAUGCAGUGUUUGUCUCAGUUUUCUCAGCUCCAGCUUGUUCGUUUGUUUUGUAAAUAAGAGGCCAUUUGGAGCUUUCUUGUGUGGAAGAAUGUGUGAAAAACAAAAUGCACACAGUGUUGAGCUUGGAAGUAUUUAUACGGCAGGAGAACUUUGAAUCUCAGGAUAUCUGUGCCUCCUCAUUACGGGAAGCACGACUAAAUGAAAGCAGAAGAGCUAAAUAAUAGAUAAAGAUUGAAUUUGAUCUGUUUGUUUGAGUUUUGAUAUUGUAAAACAUUUGUGAAACCAUAUCAUUGAAAUUGUCUUAUACCCUUCA